GUCCACUCAUCUAAAGUUCGAUAUCGCGUUUUUGACAGCUAUAGAACACCGAUAGAAAUCACGCUCGAUAGCCAAACAGUGGACGAUGGCAAUUGGCACCAAGUCGCGCUUGAACUGAGUGAAGAUAGAAAAACGAUCACUUUCAAAGUCGAUGGUAUUGGCAAAGAAGCUAUAUCACGAAUGAUUCUGCCAAGCAUCAUUUCUGCUGACUUAAAACGUAUUCAACUAGGUAUAAAUGGAUUGCGAGGGCAAUUUGCUGGGUGCUUACGUCAGUUCGUAGUUAACGGAUAUUUACAGACAUUGAGCAUGGAGGAGUCUGCACCAAAUGAAGUAGCACUUGCAAUUCAGAAUAUCAUGAAAAGUCGUCCAAAUCUCUCCUUACAGUACUUCACUCGAACUGUAACUGGCGAUGUCAGCUCACAGUGUGACAUAGGCCCCGCCCACUUGGCUGUUUUCCAAACUCCCGGAGUACUGGCAUCCAUUAUCUGCGUAGGCAUUCUUGCCAUCGCAGUUCUUGCUGUCUUUGCUUUGGCGAAAUUUGUAAGAAGACGCCAGGACACGAAAGAAAGCAGUUGGCAAAGGGCACAGGAGAUCGAUGCCUAUGCAAUGCGUAAACCGCGAACGAUAUCAACAGAGAAUGGGCAUGUAAAUCAUGGUAUGAAUUCCUCUGUCGACUCGAUUUACGCCACUGCUGACGGAUAUGAAACGCCCAUUGGUCAU
Messenger RNA from Cylicostephanus goldi, 720 nucleotides. NCBI's taxonomy places the organism in Eukaryota, Metazoa, Nematoda, Chromadorea, Rhabditida, Strongylidae. The record is from the annotation of a GenBank genome assembly.